UAGGCAUCAGUCCGCUGCCGCCUGCGUAGAUGUUGGAUGAUGAAGCCCAGGACCUCCCUAGAGAGAGAUGGUCGACACCACCCUUCGACCCGCGCUUCCCCAACCAGAACCAGACCCGUAACUGCUACCAGAACUUCCUAGACUAUCACCGCUGCCGGAAGAGAGCGAGCCGCCGCGGGAAGAGCAUGCAGCCCUGCGAGUAUUAUUUCCGCGUGUACCGCUCGCUGUGCCCCGCCAGCGGGGUGCGGCGCUGGAACGAGCAGAUCCGGGAAGGGACCUUCGCAGGCAAAAUCUGAGCGCCAGCGCGGGGUUAGCCGCAGUGACCCCCGUCUCAUCUCGAGACCCGGCCUUGGUUACCCCCUCCAUCCCGCCCCCACUCUCUAAGGCACAAAUAAAUGUCGCUGGCGCUUCUUGUC
Tupaia belangeri chinensis (Chinese tree shrew) is the source of this 416-nucleotide messenger RNA. It is a transcript of the gene COX6B2, whose product is annotated as cytochrome c oxidase subunit 6B2. NCBI's taxonomy places the organism in Eukaryota, Metazoa, Chordata, Mammalia, Scandentia, Tupaiidae. The record is from RefSeq and is a predicted model, not a curated record. The coding region runs from base 30 to 296 and encodes 88 amino acids. Gene Ontology annotation, cellular component: respiratory chain complex IV; mitochondrion. The transcript is spliced from 4 exons.